Culex quinquefasciatus (southern house mosquito) is the source of this 1955-nucleotide messenger RNA. RefSeq names its product alpha/beta hydrolase domain-containing protein 17B. The transcript is spliced from 4 exons. Lineage: Eukaryota; Metazoa; Arthropoda; Insecta; Diptera; Culicidae. Gene Ontology annotation, biological process: protein depalmitoylation. The record is from RefSeq and is a predicted model, not a curated record. Gene Ontology annotation, molecular function: palmitoyl-(protein) hydrolase activity. Gene Ontology annotation, cellular component: plasma membrane; endosome membrane. The coding region runs from base 847 to 1713 and encodes 288 amino acids.
UAGACUGCAAGGCAAAUAAAAAAAAGAGCUGAACAGAGCAAAUCAUUACCUCCGAAAGAAAGAAAAUUGACACCGCGGCCGUGUUCUGGCGUGAAUUUUCGUUUUCAAUCUCGGAUUUCCAAGUCCCCGCUUUGAACCGUUUGUAGUAGUUUUCUAGAGCGGAAAAGUCAUCAACGGUUAACUGUUGCUGGAUGUCGUGCAAUACAAGGAUUUUCGGAUCAGUUUGCUAGUUUGUAGUAGGUGGAAAUCGCAGGGAGGUGCGGUUAGGACUAUUUUUCUCGGAAAAAGAAAACCCUCUUUUGUGUGUCGAGCUGCAGUCUGGAGCAGGUCAUUCUGGUUAUCUUGCUCGCAUUUUGGAAGACCUGUUAGUCAUCGGGUACCAGGAAGCAUGACCGGGAUGGUCAGCUUGCCGUGACUGAUUCAGGAUAGCUGAAAAGUACUGCUAUCGAAUUAUUGUUGGAGUUAUCGAUUUGGGGCGAUAGCCAGACCACCUGACAGGGUGCCAUAGGAGGAAGCGGAGGGGGCGCUGCAAUCAGGACACAGUCACAGACUGUGGUGGGAGACGACAAGGGCGCGUGAGACGAAGAAGAAGGAACAAGGGCGACGAAGAUGUUUACGCCAAAGUCACGUAGAAGCUGAACAAAACGGUGUCUGCUGCUGCUUGGCUGAAAAACAAAAAAAGGCAUUUUUGACCGUCGUCAGAGAAAGAAUCCAGAAUCAAGCGUAGAGGACACAAGACUUGUUAUCGGACUGAGGCGUAGUUUGGAGCUCUGAAAGGAAUUGUUGCUAGUGUUAAACAGUGCAAGGGAGCGAAAUUUUGUGACGAAUUUAAGCUAGGCUGCAAUAAUGAACGGAUUAAGCUUCGGCGAGCUAUGCUGCCUGUUCUGCUGUCCACCGUUCCCGGGUCGGAUCGCGGCCAAGCUGGCCUUCCUGCCGCCCGAUCCCACGUACAACCUUACCCCGCUGGACGAGAGCAAAGCCAAGUAUAUGCUCAGUUUCAACGAACGCGCCGAAUGGCCCUACUCCGAGCGAGAAAAGGAGAACGUGGAAGGAUUCUUCACGCGGACCUCCCGCGGCAACAAGCUGUCCUGCAUCUACGUCCGGUGCGCUCCGAAUGCCAAAUAUACGCUGCUGUUUUCCCACGGGAAUGCCGUUGAUCUGGGUCAGAUGAGCAGCUUCUACUUGGGGCUGGGGCUACGGAUCAACUGUAACAUCUUCAGUUACGACUACUCCGGGUACGGCAUGAGCGGUGGAAAACCAUCGGAGAAGAAUCUGUACGCGGACAUUGAUGCGGCGUGGCACUCACUGCGAACCCGGUUCGGGGUCAGUCCCGAGAACAUCAUUUUGUACGGGCAGAGUAUUGGGACGGUACCGACGGUGGAUCUCGCAGCACGGUACGAGGUCGGUGCCGUCAUUCUGCAUUCGCCGCUCAUGUCCGGCAUGAGGGUGGCUUUCCCAAACACCAAACGGACCUGGUUCUUCGAUGUGUUUCCGAGCAUCGACAAAGCUUCUAAAAUCACCUCACCGGUGCUGGUGAUUCACGGAACCGAAGACGAAGUCAUAGACUUUUCCCAUGGACUGAGCAUAUACGAAAAGUGCCCAAAAGCGGUCGAACCGUUAUGGGUUGAGGGAGCUGGCCAUAAUGACAUCGAACUGUACAACCAGUAUCUGGACCGCUUGAAGAAGUUUGUCACAAUUGAGCUGAACAACUGACAAUUAAAGAACGCCCCUGGCCAGCCACCACCCAGCACCGCAUCGAACGCCGCUGCAGCUUCGGUGUCCUCGGCUGCAUCCUCCAGUGUGACGGCGUCGAAUGCGACUAGUGGCUCCGGUGGUGGCGGUGCCACCUCAUCAUCUUCAUCAACCACCGCGGCGACCGCCAAAAGUCCUAAACGGGCCGUCACCACAGAACCAAGUGGUGAAAAAGCUAGCGGCGAAAAGUUGUUAUAGCAUUC